Molecule: messenger RNA, 1234 nt
Organism: Pistacia vera
Lineage: Eukaryota; Viridiplantae; Streptophyta; Magnoliopsida; Sapindales; Anacardiaceae
Product: folylpolyglutamate synthase-like
Exons: 12
Coding region: 177-1094 (305 amino acids)
Biological process (GO): tetrahydrofolylpolyglutamate biosynthetic process
Cellular component (GO): cytosol; mitochondrion; cytoplasm
Molecular function (GO): tetrahydrofolylpolyglutamate synthase activity; ATP binding
Source: RefSeq, a predicted model, not a curated record
CGGUUGUGUGGACAGAAAAAAUAUUUGGUAUAAAACCCCAUGUUUAUUCGAGUUCUUAGCAAAGCCGCGAAUCACGGAGACGCAAACACAACUCAAUACAACCACCGAUAAACAAGUACCACUCAACUCAACUCCCUACGAAGAUUAUGGCUUCUAACUCUGAUUGAUUCUAUCUGAUGCUUAUUCAUACAGACACUAGUCUAAGAUGUGGGAUAUUUAGAGUGUCACAGAAGAGAAACCGACUGUUCUCCAUUAGAUCAGAAUGGAGAUUUCCUUGUUUAUCAGCCUCCCUUGACAUUCGUCAUCUCACUAGGAACAGUCAGGUCCAAUUCAUAACAAACGGUUUCAGAUAUUCUAAGUUAUCAGCUCAAGUCAUGGAAACAGCAGGGAGCAAUGUGAUCAUCAAAGAUUACUUGCAAGAGUUGCCUCUUUCAUCUUCAUAUGAAAAUGCAAUGGAGGCACUUUCCUCUCUCAUUACACGUCAAAAACGAGGAGAGAAAUCACAUAUAGGUGGCAGAUAUGGAAAACUUGAAAGGAUGUCUAUGUAUCUUAAGAUAUUAGGUUUGGAGGAGCGUAUAGCUAAGUUAAAGAUCAUCCAUGUUGCUGGAACUAAAGGGAAGGGUUCAACAUGCACAUUCUGUGAGGCUAUCUUACGGCAGUGUGGUUUUCGAACUGGACUCUUCACGUCCCCCCAUUUAAUUGAUGUGAGAGAAAGAAUCCGUAUAAAUGGGUUGGAGAUAACUGAAGACAAAUUUCUACUCUAUUUUUGGGAUUGUUGGAACCUGAUGAAGGAAAAUGUUACAGAUGAUCUGCCAAUGCCUCCACUUUUUCAGUUCCUUACUGUAUUGGCAUUUAAAAUAUUUGUAUGUGAACAGGUAGAUGUUGCUGUUAUUGAAGUUGGUCUUGGAGGAACAAGGGAUUCAACAAAUGUGAUUAAAGAACCUAUUGUCUGUGGCGUUACUUCUUUGGGGAUGGACCACAUGGAGGCAUUGGGCGAUACCCUCAGUAAGAUCGCUUCCCAUAAAGCUGGAAUUUUGAAGUACCCCAGCUUUCUGAAGCAAUGGAUGUUAUUCAGAAUAGGGCCCUGGAGCUGAUGGUCCCCUUGAAAUUAGCAGCACCUCUUGAUAAUAAAAAAUUGAAGGGAGUAAAACUUGGUUUGUCUGGUGAUCACCAGUUGAUUAAUGCGGGUCUUGCUGUUUCCCUCUGUACAUGCUGGCUUCAAAGAACAGGAAAC